GCAGUGGACGGCAAGCCAUACCCCUUCUGGCAUGCUGUGGCCGCUACAGGCAGGGCGGGCCUAGAGGGCCUAGAAGGUCGAGAGGGUCGAGAGGACCUAGAGGGCCUAGAGGCGCCUCAGAAGGAUGCUACAGGUUGGCCGGGGGGUCAGAGCUUGGCUCAAGUGCGGACUCAGCCUGCUACAGACGGCGGUAUGCAGAUGGAGGGCGCUACAAGUGGGGGCUAUGUGGCACAUGCGAUGGAUGGUAUGCCAUUCAAUGCCGCCGCCGCCGCAGGGGCUGCCGUGCGUGCUGAGAGUCUUCCCCAUGCUGGCGUUGCUUCUGUCUCAGCUGCCGCUGCUGGUUCUCGUGCAGCAACGCCAAUGCCUGGUGUGCAUGUCACUGCUUCUUCUUCUUCUUCUGCUCCUGCUGCUGCUGCUGCUGCUGCAUUCUCGCGAGCAGGAACACCCAUGCCAGGAGUGCAUGCUGCUGGUUUACCUCCUCCUGCUCCUGCUCCUCCUGCCGCUCACCCUGCAAUGCUUUCCCGCUCCACAACUCCCAUGCCUGGACUGCAUGCUGCUGCUGCAUCUCCUCCUCGUCCUCCUCUUCCUCCUGCUGCUGCUUCUCAUGCUGCAGUGCCUGCAUCAUUUUCCCGUGCAUCAACGCCCAUGCCGGGUGUCUACGCUGCCCCCUUGCCUCCUGCUGCUGUCGCCUCGUCUGCUUCUGCUGUGGGCUCUCGCACAGUAACGCCCAUGCCAGGGGUCUACCUUCCGCCUGCUGCUGCUGCUGCUCUUCCUCCCCACCCUCCCCACCCUGCUGCUACUCACUCCAGUCCUUCUCGUGCGUUCUCCCGCACAGCAACGCCCAUGCCGGGAAUCCAUGCUGCUGCAUCUGCUGCUGUCCCUGCAACUGCUACUAGUGCACCUGCUCUCUCCCGCACAGCAACGCCCAUGCCUGGAAUCCAUGCUGCUGCAUCAGAUUCCGUUGCUCCUGCGUCUGCUCCUGUCUUUCCACCUGCCUCUGCUGCACCUGCUCUCUCCCGCAUGGGAACGCCCAUGCCAGGAGAUGCCCUACGCCAAUGCCAGGCAUGGGUGAGCAAAGCAGGCAGCACGCAAGCGCAUUUCCCCCCAGGGGCCACUCGCGAGGAGCAACUGAGGGGGCUGCCUUUUUCACCCAUGCUGCGGGGCACUCAGGGAUCCAAACUGCAGGGCACCGCAAUUCCCACAGCCAGGCAAGGAGCCACAGCCGCAGCCAGAGCCACAGUCAGAGCCAGGGGGGGUGGGCUGGUGCCCACACGCAUACUCGAGUUAGUGCUGCAGGUGCAGGUGGUGCUGCUCAGGGGGUUUGGGCUGGCAUGGAGGGGCCAGGCGCAGUGGGUGGAGCCCAGAGUGGCUGGGAGUGAGGGCGUCGCAGGAAUGGGGUAUGGGCUGGGGACUAGUGGGAGAGCAACAGAAGUGGGUAAUACUAAUAAUACGUUAGGGAGUAGUGUGGGUGCAGCAGGGAUUGGGUUCGAACGGGCUCUGAGUCAGUCCCUGGCACGUGCUGCUGUGAGCAUGUGUUUUGAUGGUAACGUACUUGACCACUCCCAACCCCAUGCCCACUCUCGCGCCCGCUCCCACUCCUACUCCCGCGCCCACGCCCACUCUUACAACCUCGGCCACAGCAACGACUUUUAUCGCGACCAGGGGCGUUUGCAGAACUCGGAGACGGACGAGGAGGAGGAAGAGAGGCCGUGGCUGCGUAUCAAGCCCCGUGCCACUCAAACCGGCACCGAGCGCAGUGGCCAGCCUGGCAGGCAGCACAGCUUGCAGCAGAGCCGGCAGCAGAGCCGGCAGCAGAGCACGAGCAGCGUCAGCAGCCGGCAUACCAACAGGACAGAGAGUAUCCUGUGGCCCGCAACUGCACCCAGUUUUGGUGCCGCCGUCGCUCCUGCUGCUGCUGCUACUGCUGCUGGUGGUAGCAUUGCUGCUGCGAGUGGUACUGCUAUUUCGUCCAUCCGGAGCAGGACACGUGGCAGGGGCGGGUCUCUCAGUGACGUCACCAGUCUGGGGAUGAGUGAGGGGGAGGGAGUGACAGAGAGUGAGGGAGUGAGUGAGAGAGGGAGUGAGGGGGAGAGCACGAGGUCAGUUGAGGCAGAACUAGGGGAUCUGAUGGAUGCCUUGGAUGGGGAGCUCUCUCCCUUCUGGACUGCCCAUAACAGUGUGGGGAGCUUGGGCAGCGUUGGAGGGGGCAGGACUGGCAGCAUUGGCAGCUGAUGGGGAAUUACUGGGAGUUGAGAGGGGCAGGUGCACAUGGUUUUAGGCAGGAAGGUGCAGAUGUUCACGCACAUGCAGACGCACAUAUGCAGGCAGAUGCAGAGACUGACUCAUACCCAGGCAGCUAUGAUGCUGGUUACGACGACCGGCCCGGGAUUGCCCGCGCAGAUGUGGUGGAUGCGAUGCAUGGUGAUGGCACGGGUCCGAGCAUAAAUG
Closterium sp. NIES-67 is the source of this 2448-nucleotide messenger RNA. The record is from the annotation of a GenBank genome assembly. NCBI's taxonomy places the organism in Eukaryota, Viridiplantae, Streptophyta, Zygnematophyceae, Desmidiales, Closteriaceae.